Molecule: messenger RNA, 189 nt
Organism: Fibroporia radiculosa
Lineage: Eukaryota; Fungi; Basidiomycota; Agaricomycetes; Polyporales; Fibroporiaceae
Exons: 4
Coding region: 1-189 (62 amino acids)
Source: RefSeq, a predicted model, not a curated record
AUGGACGAACUUACCUCCAUUGUUGCCAUUCUCGAACAACAGUUAGGCCCUAGGACCGAGGACUUCGGCAUCCUGACAUUUGUCUGGUUGUCCGUUUUCUUCGUUAACAUUAUUGCGAUCCUUCGACGUUCUGGUCUAUGCGGACACAACACGGUCCUUUACACAUUUAUUUCACCCAUCUUAUUGUGA